Messenger RNA from Terrapene triunguis (Three-toed box turtle), 2802 nucleotides. Its product is annotated as transcription factor SPT20 homolog. The record is from RefSeq and is a predicted model, not a curated record. The coding region runs from base 153 to 2504 and encodes 783 amino acids. Gene Ontology annotation, cellular component: SAGA complex. Gene Ontology annotation, molecular function: transcription coregulator activity. The transcript is spliced from 25 exons. Gene Ontology annotation, biological process: regulation of transcription by RNA polymerase II. Lineage: Eukaryota; Metazoa; Chordata; Testudines; Emydidae.
GAUGAAAGGGCCGCGGGGGCAGCUGCGCGGGGGGCAGGACCCGACAUGAGGUUGGCAGUAUCUCUUGUGACCCUAAAAAUAUGACUGUUUGCCUACUGCACCAAAACUCCUAAAUAUUUCAUCUGCCAUUUGGACACCUGGCUUCAACUACGAUGCAACAAGCUUUAGAACUGGCAUUGGAUCGUGCAGAGUAUGUCAUUGAAAGUGCCCGUCAGAGACCUCCCAAACGAAAAUAUUUAUCCAGUGGAAGAAAAUCUGUAUUUCAAAAGUUAUAUGACUUGUAUAUAGAAGAAUGUGAAAAAGAGCCUGAGAUAAAGAAGCUGAGGCGAAAUGUGAACUUACUUGAGAAGCUGGUUAUGCAGGAGACGUUGUCAUGUCUGGUAGUAAACCUCUAUCCAGGGAAUGAGGGUUAUUCGCUGAUGCUCAGGGGGAAAAAUGGAUCAGAUUCUGAGACCAUUCGAAUGUCUUAUGAGGAAGGUGAACUCCUUGAAUAUUUGGAUGCAGAGGAGCUGCCACCUAUUUUGGUUGAUCUUUUAGAAAAAUCUCAGGUUAAUAUUUUUCAUUGUGGGUGUGUCAUAGCAGAAAUACGUGACUACAGGCAGUCUGGUAAUAUGAAAUCUCCAACAUACCAAAGCAAACAUGUUCUUCUGCGUCCAACAAUGCAGACUUUAAUUUGUGAUGUGCAUUCUAUAACAAGUGACAACCACAAAUGGACACAGGAAGACAAACUUCUACUUGAGAGCCAACUUAUCUUGGCUACAGCAGAGCCUUUGUGUCUUGAUCCUUCGAUAGCAGUAACCUGCACAGCAAACAGACUCCUCUAUAACAAGCAGAAGAUGAACACUCGCCCAAUGAAACGGUGUUUCAAGAGAUAUUCCAGGUCAUCUCUGAAUCGGCAGCAGGAUGUGGCACAUUAUCCAACUCCACCUCAGCUCAGACUACUUGACUACUUACAGAAAAGAAAGGAAAGGAAAGGAGCCCAGCAGUAUGACCUCAAAAUUUCUAAAGCUGGAAAUUGUGUAGAUAUGUGGAAACAGAACCCUUGCUACUUGACUGCACCUUCUGAAGUUGAUGUGGAAAAAUAUGCCAAAGUGGAAAAGUCUGUCAAACCCGAUGACUCUCAACCUACUGUCUGGCCAGCACAUGAGAUAAGAGAUGAUUAUGUGUUUGAAUGUGAAGUUGGUAAUCAACUUCAGAAAACAAAACUGACCAUUUUUCAGUCCCUUGGUAAUCCGCUGUACUAUGGUAAAAUACAGACGUUCAAAGGCAGUGAGGAGAAUGACAGCCCAGUAACUCCAUCACAGUUCCUUAUUGGUUCCAAGACUGAUGCUGAAAGGGUAGUGAACCAAUACCAGGAACUAGUUCAAAGUGAAGCUAAAUGUCCAGUGAAGAUGGUUCAUAAUUCAGGUGGAUCAGUCAACCUAAGUCAUCUUUCUCCAGGGAAGGAAAUGGAACAGCCAGAGAGUCUAUCAGGGUCCGUGCAGUCUUCAGUAUUGGGGAAAGGUGUAAAACAUCGACCUCCUCCCAUCAAACUACCUUCAAGUUCAGGAAGUAGUUCUUCAGGUAAUAUUUUUAGUCCACAGCAGUCAAGUGGCCACCUAAAAUCCCCAACUCCUCCUCCUCCUUCUAAGCCUCCCAGUCUUUCUCGGAAACAAUCUAUGGAUCUUAGUCAAGUUAGCAUGCUUUCUCCAGCUGCCAUGUCUCCUGCGAGCUCUUCACAAAGAACCACCUCCACCCAGGUCAUGGCAAACCCUGCAGGACUUAACUUCAUCAAUGUAGUGGGCUCUGUGUGUGGAGCACAGACAUUGAUGAGUGGCUCAAACCCCAUGCUGGGGUGUAAUACUGGUGCCAUAACCCCUGCAGGUAUAAAUCUGAGUGGCAUUUUACCAUCAGGAGGUCUGGUGCCAAGUGCACUGCCAGCUGCAAUGCAGUCUGCCUCUCAAGCAGGCAGCCCUUUUGGUUUAAAAAAUGCUUCAGGUCUUCGGCCCUUAAAUCUACUACAGCUUCCUGGUGGUUCACUUAUUUUCAACCCACUUCAGCAGCAACAGCAGCAGCAGCAGCUCUCUCAGUUCUCUCCACAGCAGCAGUCCCAGCAGCCUACAACCUCUAGUCCGCAACAACAGGGAGAACAGAGUGCUGAGCAAUGUCCAGCCAAUCAAGACCAAGCCUUAUCUGCCCAGCAAGCCGCUGUUAUCAACCUGACUGGAGUAGGGAGCUUUAUGCAACCUCAAGCAGCAGUGUUGUCUCAGCUUGGCUCUGCCGUGAACAGACGUGGGCAAAGCCUUCCUCAGCAGAGACUCCAGCUCUCCUCUGCCUUACAGCAGCAACAACAACAAGCCUUGCAGCAGCAGCAGCAACAGAUACAACAGUUGCGAUUCUUGCAGCAUCAAAUGGCUAUGGCAGCAGCAGCAGCACAAGCAGCUCAGCUACGACACCAGCAACAUUCAGGCAGCCAGUCCAAAAGUAAAAGGAAAAGAGGCACACCGACCCCUCCAAAGUCCUGAGUCUUGGGGGGGGGUUAUAUUUAAAAAAAAAUAGACGCAGAGGUGAUUUUUAAACCUUUUUUUUUUUUUUUUUAAAGAAAGCUCAAAAAAAAAUCAGUGUUUGAAAUGGCUGAUGGGAAAAGGAAUUUUUGAAGUAAUGCUGAUAUGUAUAAACUGUAUCGGGAAGCCAACUCUAUGGAAAAUAGGAAUUUCAUCUAACAAAAAGCUAGGGUUUGUUUUUUGCAAGUCACUUCAUAUUUUUAACAAGAUGUUUUACCUUGUAUUUUUUACCAUUCAGCAGCACUGUACAUAGUAUAAG